UUAAAAAUUCACACAAAAAAGGAUUUUUCAGAGCAGCUAUCAAAACAACAUCCGAGCAAAAGAAAGUGAGUUGUGAGAAGUGUUUACCAGCGAACGAACGAGGUGCAUAGUGUGGUCAACGUCAGGCGUGUGUACCUUCAAACAGCGUGCCGUUGCGUUCCAAACUGCGGGUACGAAAGCGGAGACAGAAAAAACCCAAAAUAUAAACACAAGGAACGCGUAAACAUCAGUCGAGAGCCGCUACUACCACGAAUCAACGCAAAUAACGACACACAAAGCAACCCCCGGUAGAAUGUGUGGUGUGUUUUCCCGGUAAAGAACGGUGAAGCAUCGUGUUUGACCGUUGCCACAUGCUUAUCGCAUUCGACCGAUCGCAGGACGCGCAAUUAGACGGGGACAGCUGCGUGCGUGCGUGCGUGAAUGCAUUCGCGAAAGCGUCAUGUCCGUUGGAGUAACCGUGCACGAUGUGGAUCCGCUGUCGUCGGCAGGGGCCAAUCCGCUGGCCGAUCUCGAAUCAGUGCGUAAGAUCGCGAACGAGAAGCUGCGCAUCCGUCGGCUAGUGCAGGUUCGCGAGCAAUCCAAACAGCUGGCCGCAAAAGUGCGCCAAAACUAUCAGCUGGCAAAGGAGAAAGAGCUGGCCAAAAUUGAGCAAACGAAGCGGGACGAGGUAAAUGCGUGGAAGCGGCAGCAAAUACGCCACCUGCAGGAUGAGUACGCGCGCAGCGUCUGUGAGGUUGGCGAGGCACACCGGGCAGCCGAAGCCGCGGAAGAGUGUGCGGUGUGGUUCGAGGAGAAGCGGGCCACCCAGCAGGCGGUUGCACUGCAGCGGGGCAAAGUGGCCGAAGCGAACGCUGCCCGGGAGCGGGAGCGCAAGGAGGCGGAGAAAACGGCAAAACAGCGGAAAAAGCCAUACGUGCCGACGAAAUCCAUUGCCGUGCAGGCAUCGAUACCGGUCGGCGCACCGGAAGUGAUGCAACCGAAACAUGCCCCCCUGCCAGAGGACUGUGAUACAUCCAGCGAACCAACGCCCAGCCCGUACGAACAGUUUCGGGCACGAAGGAACCCUUCCGCGAUGCAGGGGAAACCGCCACCACCAACGAGCCUGUCCGAAUCGGAGGACGAGUCCGCUUUCUUUGCAGGGACAGGUACGGGCACACGGCAACUCGACAAAGAGAACAUACCGCGAGCGGGGCACGAGUACAGUGCCACCGCGUUUACCUCACCGAGUGACUUACGAUCGCACCAGGGACAACCUACCCGACGACUGCUGCAACCGUUCACGCAGAUAACGGAGCUGAUCCAGCAAAGACGGCAGCGUCAGCACAUGCCAGCGCUGGACGUUACACGACAGCCGGUCGAGGGUGGUGCAUACGGCUAUGGCACCCAGAAAACGGUCCAGUUUGACGAUCUGAGCGAUAAUACUCUUUCCUUUCCCACAAGCACAGUGCUCACCCAUGAUAACGAUGCCGGUGGACCGUGCGAAUCGCCGCGAAAAAUGCCUCCCCGGAAGAUGGUGACCGCGGCAAAGGGAGUGCAGCAAGUAGCCACUACCGUUGGAAGCAAGCGUGGCAAAGCGGUGCUACCGGCAAUGUCGGGGAGUAGCAGCACCACCACCACCUCAUCGAACGCUGCGUGUGCAAAGGUGCAAUAUUACGAUUGUAAUACAAUGUACCGUCGGGAGUACGAUCAGCCGGUGGGUUACGUGCAGCGCGAGGAACGCCGGCAGGACGAUCCGACCGGAAUGGAGGAAGCGAAUCGAUACGAACUGCUGCAGCAAGAGCUUGCCAAAGCGCGAAGCAAACCGACGGUGGAUCGUACCAAACCGGCCCUGGAAAAGCAGCAAACGCGCAAGGAUUACGAGAAGCUGUCGAAAGAGUUGGACAAUCUAACGCGCACGGAAAACCGGCUCAAAAGCCAAGCAGUUCCCACUAAAAGCAACAUACCGUCGGAAGCGACGCUCAAGCAAAGGGCCGAAACGCGCCAGCGCAAAGCGAACGAAGCGAUUGAGCAGUUGCUGCAGCAGCGUGCCCUCGUAACGUGCCCGAUCGUGCAGAGCCAGCCGGACGACGCUGCCCGCCGGCCAACCGUGCGGCCGUCCGUGGUGAACGUGGCGGAAACGAGGUACGGCAGCAGCGGGGCGAACCGCCAAGAACGGAAGGACAUUUCCACCGACAGCUGUGCCUCGAUCGUGCUGGACACGUUCGAUCGCCCCGGCAUACCGCUGCCCUCGGAAGCAGUCGGCGCCAGUGGGGUGGACAAAAUAGCGAAGCUAAAGGAGCUGCUGGAGCAAAUCAACGAGCAGCGCCGAUUGCUGACGGAGGAUAUAGCACGCGAAAAGGCGAACGAAGCUAUGAAAUUGGCGAAGGAUGGCGCAGCUGAUUCGGAACCGGCCACAAAGCAGGAAAUUGAUCGGCUGGAGCGCAUGAAACGGCGGCAGGAGGAAUUGCUCGAACAGCAGCAGUUGCUGCAUAAGCGGGAGCGCGAGGUGGAAGAGCUGGGCCGCCAGCUGGAAGAGAAAAUGGCCCUGCUGCAGCGGAACAGGCAGAAGCAGAAAGGGGAGCAGACGUGUAAGAAGGAGGCAAAGAACAACAAGCCGAAGGCGAAGCAGCCGAAGACGGUGCACGUAGAUACGAAGGGUGCAAAGGGAGCGAUCGAUGUGGAGGUCGUUGAACCGUCGUCUAUCGCGAGCAGCAGCAUCAGCAGCGAGGUGAGCAAGGACUCGUGUGAAUCGGUCCAGGAGCGGAGAGCGGGUGAUGCACCGGUCAAGAUCAUCAUCACGGUGAACGAGAAAGCGACAGCAACGAAGCGGAAGAAAAAGGCUGCAACUGUGCAACAGAAAACAUCACCGACAAAGGUAACACGAGAAGCUAAGGGAUUGGAGAAAGUGCAUCAACCCGCAGCAGCACCGGAAGCGAGUCAACCGAUUAUGAAGCCCUUGCCAACACGAAAAGACACGUUGCUGCAAAAGGUAGCCAACAGGGGUGGACCAUCGACGCAAGUGGUCGACCUGUCGCCGGGCAGUUCCUCGACGACGUCUACAGUGUACAGGCCACUGCCACCCAAGAUCGGUAGCUUGAAGAUCCUGCAGAAGCACGGGCCGCCGGGUGAGAGCGAACCGGUCAAAGCAAACGUGCCAGUUGCCUCGAGCGGUACGGCCGGACCAAAGUAUCAGCUGCAGAAGGGCGACGAUCAACGCAGGCAAAACCUGCCAAGUGGGGCGAAAGCAGCGCAGCCAGCGGUCGGAGAAGCGAAUCUAAAUCCACACCUUAUGAAGUACAUUGUCCGCUUGCUCGGCAUGUCGCGGCAAUCGAUCGACCAGCUAGGAGUUAGCACGACGAGCGUUUCCACGCCAAACGAGUCGGUCGUGAACGUAACCAGCAAUGUUGGUGGUGGAAAGCAGGUGGCCACCCAUCCCGCUUCGCCUAUCGCCCCGAACGAGCAGGAAGUUGAGCGGAUGCAUCGGUUGAAGAAAUUUAUCGAUGAAAACUACAACUUCCUGCAGGAGAUCGAUGAAACGCUGCGCCGAUCGGACCAGUCCACGCUGGGCAGUAGUAGUGGGACGGUGGUGGAUGGUGAUAGUAUGAUUAAUGACCAGCAGUCUUCGGCAGAGGCCGAUAUCAGUCGGGUGGAAGGGAUCUGGAUGGAGACGCUGCGACGCCGAGAGCGGCGGAUGCACAAGCAGCAAAAGAAGGUCAGCGAGGUACCGUUGUCGAAGGCAAAGGCGAGUAGAAAGCAGCCAGAAGCUAGUCAGCACAUUUCCUACGAUGCGGCAAACAGGGAGACGUUGCAAUCCGCUUCCCAAUCGGCCGUCGCACCUGCACCACCAGUAGCAACGGCACCACCGGCAGCGCUACCACCAUCUUCAGCACCAACGGUAAAGGAAGGCUCUUUGAAAUCCAUUCUGAAAUCGCCCAAACGGGACACUCCACCAGCCAAGGUGGCCAAAAUCAUUACGCCCCAGGGCCACGUGGAGGUGAUCAAUCUGAGCGACCGGGAGGAGCAGGAAAUUCUCGAACGAUACUCCCAGCUGACGGAACGUUGUAGCCAGCGCAUCACCGAGCUGUCGCAGAUGAUCAACCAGGUGCGGGAGGAGAAGCGGCGCCUGAUCGAGGACAGUUUGUCGUCCCUGGAGCAGCAGGAAUCGACCAAGUACAUGGAUUUACCGGCCGCGAUCGGUGCGAGUGCUGCUGGGCAACCGUCGUUACCAUCGCAGACGGAAAAGAGUACACCCCCGGCCGUUGCAUUAUCACCACCCGGUGCUCCGGCUGGUUCCAGCGCGGCACCGCUCGGCGGAACGGAUGAUCCGGUCAGCGAGGAGAUUGAUAACAUAAUCUCCUCCAAGCAGAUUGGGCUCAGCAAGGACAGUGGUAUUGCGAUGUCGCGCCCACUAACUGCCUCGGACAUACGGGAAAGUCCUUCCGAAGAGGGCAGCCAGGGCAAGGAGCCGCUUCCGUUCGAACCAUUCCUGAAAGACAUUCCAAAACCGACGGUAGCGGAGAUGAGUGCACCACCACCGAAGGGGGGACAGUUGACAGUCGGUGUUGGGGCGCUGCGUCGUAACACGCCGCCCGUAGCGAUAGCACGAUUCAGCCCCCAGUUACCGGACGAACUGCCGAUGCACGAACUGUCCACGAUCCCGGAAGUCGACACGCCGGCAGUCGCCACGACGUCACGGGUGAACGAUCUUUCGACGGUAUCGGCUACGACGGCCGCCGACCAUGCAGACGCUGCCGAACAGGUGCUGAUAGAAGCGCGCAAUCGACUGCUGUUUAACGAGGCGGCCACGGCCCCGGACAUUGGGUACGAUCGGUUCCCGAACUACGAGGAGUACGUGCGGAGUGCAACAUCCGGCACGGGAACGGCAUCGUUCGUACGCGUGGAGCUGGAGCAAACGACCGACACUAACGAGCGGUCCGAGCUGCGGCUUGACACGACGGAGGACCGGGUGAACGAUCGGCUAGCGUACAGGAAGUUCCCCGGCACUGCACCGGCCUUUGACCUAACGGAGGAUGGGGAAGCGACGCUACAGCCAGCAUCCGGGGAGAGCACACACAAAUCCGCUUCCGACACAUCGCUGCCCGAUGUGGUGGCCGAGUUGAGGAAGUGGAACAUCAUCGUAAAACCGUUUAACAAUUCGCUCGACAACUCGAAUCGAUCGACACCGCUGUCGGAAGCGCAAGAACCAGCUAGAGCGAUGGAGCAACGACAGCAGCAGCAACAACCCCCAGAAAAAGAACCUUCCGGACCGCGUCCCAAAACAGGACAGUCGCGCAGUGUUCCGCAAAAGGAAACAAGUUCGUUCCCGCUGCAGCAGUUGUCCGACUCGUUCCAACGAGAUCUAGAGAACGUGGCCGGCCUACGGUGGGGCUCGUCGAUGCUGAAGCGCACCCAGCAGGACCAACAGUCGAGCGACUCAUCGCCGCUAUCCUCGCUAUCCGAUGGGAAGAAGGUGAUCGUCGGCCCCAAUGAUGAUACCGUCGCGAACGAUGCCGACGGCGCUGCCCUGGGGAAACCACUCAAUCUGGCGGAAUUUGUAAUGCGCGAGCUGAUGGUGCGCUCCCAGUCCGAGCUACAGUCGCUCUCGUCCGUAUCGUCCAGCUCGCAGGGUGGUUCGCACAGUACGCUCUUACGGUCGCUGCUGAAUCUGAGCCGGCUGAACGAAAGCAAUUCCCGCUCGAGCCCGAUCCGGGAGGAGCUGCUGAUGCAUACGCCUACGGAGGGCAAAAGCAUACAGCGCACGUCCACCCCGGUUGCCAGCAAAUCGACCGCCAGUGGAAGUAGCCUCCGGGUGGGAGGCGAUGGCGGUAACACUGACCCGCUGGCUACGAACCGUACCGAGACGGGGCUGUUUUCGGGCGAAUCGCGACUAUCGUCCGUACACUGGAGCUCGUCGUCCGGCAACUCGUCGGACAGGCAGGAACCGUCACCGCAACAAGGGCGGCUCACUGUACCAGCCGUUCGGCUGGAAAGGCAACCGUCCACGUCGAGGGGGGAGAGCGCAUAGGAACUCGAAUGUUGUGCCCAGUGCAGGAGCGGAUGUGCCUUUCUUGACAUGUUUUUAAAAUUGAUGCAGUAGUUUAAAUUGUUUAAUUGGUGUAACUAUUUUUUUUUUAAUCUAAAGUGCUGUUAUAUGAAAGCGCCAAGCAGAACUGUUACUGAUUGAUGUACACUAGCGUAGCUCAAUGUUUUUAAUUAUUUAUAGUGCUUCGACUCAAUUUGUUAUUGUUAAUAAGCUCUUUCUUUACUUUUUUCUACAUAUUAUUACACUUGACGCAUGAUUUAGAAAGAUAAGAAUUGUACGAAAGACGUUGUGAGAAAAUGAGAUGAUUUGUAGAAUAAACAAUAGGACGUACACUA
This is a messenger RNA of Anopheles arabiensis, 6357 nucleotides long. RefSeq lists its product as uncharacterized. Gene Ontology annotation, biological process: regulation of centriole replication. The transcript has 4 exons. NCBI's taxonomy places the organism in Eukaryota, Metazoa, Arthropoda, Insecta, Diptera, Culicidae. Bases 440 to 6004 code for a protein of 1854 amino acids. Gene Ontology annotation, cellular component: centrosome; centriole; cytosol. The record is from RefSeq and is a predicted model, not a curated record.